CAUCUUACCAUCCUCAAACCGACGGCCAGACGGAAAUCGUGUAUAAGGGAUUGGAGGUAUACUUGCGGUGUUUUGCUUCAAGUCAGCCCAAGCAAUGGGCUAAAUGGUUACCAUGGGCCGAGUUCUCAUACAACACGUCUCCCCACACCACCACCAAGAUGUCACCCUUUAAGGUGGUGUACGGCCGUGAACCACCGAAGUUAUGGAGGUUGGGAACGGGUCAAACUCCGGUGGAUAGUUUGGAGGGCUGGCUCCGAGAGAGAGAUUGGGUUGAAGGAUAAUAUCAGCCGAGCCCAACAAAUUAUGAAACAGAACGAUGAUCGAAAGCGGAGGGAUGAACAAUUUGAAAUCGGGGAAACGGUAUACUUGAAAUUACAGCCGUACCGACAGCGCUCACUAGCGAAGAGGCCGUUCGAGAAAUUGGCAGCCCGAUACUAUGGUCCCUUUAAGGUGGUGGAAAGAAUUGGGAAGGUUGCUUACAAGCUCGAGCUUCCACCGUCGAGCAGAAUUCACCCCGUGUUUCACAUUUCCCAAUUAAAACGAGCCGUAGGGGAUGUCUGGGUUAAUCCUUCAAUUCCGGAGCAAAUAUCCCCGGAGAUGGAAUUGGCAGCGGAACCGGAAGAGCUAUUGGAGGUCCGUCACAAGGCAAGUGGGGGAAAGUCGCGUGUGGAAGUCCUAAUUAAGUGGAAGGGGCUACCUCAGUUCGAAGCUACUUGGGAGGAUGGGGAUGCCAUUGCAAAGCGAUUUCCGACUUUCCACCUUGAGGACAAGGUGAAUCUCGAGCCGGCGGGUAAUGUGAUAGAGCCGCCUAUAAAAGUCUAUGCUCGAAGAAGGAAGGUCAAUCGUGGUCAAGAAGGAGCAAACCUGAAUUAUCAUCCAUAAGUACCAUUACCACCAACCCAGUAAGUGAUAUUUGACUAUUUGGUGUCUGAUUGGUAUGGAUGUUUAUGAAGAACAAUGCAAAUUUGACUAAGAGUUUGCAUUACUACAGACAUUAGGAUGUUACUUAGCUUGCCAAAGUACUCUAAUUCUUUCCUAUUACCGCAACUUACUACCUCAAUUUUGUUGUAAAUAAAUUAUUCCUUUAUUGCAAAUAAUAAGAAACGGAGGUAGUAUAACCGGUUCUAUAAUUACCUAGUCGGUCGGUGUAAUAACAUAAAUUUUGAGAGGCUAAUUAUG
Messenger RNA from Chenopodium quinoa (quinoa), 1179 nucleotides. RefSeq lists its product as uncharacterized. NCBI's taxonomy places the organism in Eukaryota, Viridiplantae, Streptophyta, Magnoliopsida, Caryophyllales, Amaranthaceae. The record is from RefSeq and is a predicted model, not a curated record. Bases 304 to 882 code for a protein of 192 amino acids. The transcript has 2 exons.